Messenger RNA from Schistosoma mattheei, 2543 nucleotides. The record is from the annotation of a GenBank genome assembly. NCBI's taxonomy places the organism in Eukaryota, Metazoa, Platyhelminthes, Trematoda, Strigeidida, Schistosomatidae.
UUAAAACAUAACGUUUCUAAGUGUUUCUAUCCGUUGUUUUUUAACAAAUAAUAUUGAGACGUUUUAGAAUAGGUAAAGUAAGCUUCGUAUGUACGUUUGGAAUAAUAUUUUCGCUUCUCGAAGUUUGAUCGUUAAUUGAGUGCAUCAUUCGCAGUACGAACCACUCCAUGCAUUAUUUUCUUGUCUCAAAGCAAUGUUAAUUCUAUAUGUUCUUUUGAGUUGGGACAAAAUAUUGAGAGAUAUACUUUUGGCAAAACUGCAAAACAUCCAUUGAUUAGAUUGUUAUAAUUCUUUACGGCCAGUGUAAUAAAUAUACUCCUAUCUUCUGACUGAUAAUUAAAUAUGAGUGUGAAAGUGGACAUUCAAUCUUCUAAUUUCUGUCGUAUUAAUGAUGAAAGUGAUCAACAUGAACAACUUAUACCAGAAGAUACAAUUUCAACUGUGUACAACGAACAACCAAAUGUCAAGUUAGAUGAUAAUGAAAAACUAGCAAAUGAUUCAAAUGAUAGUUUACAUGAAGUUUUAGAUGAUUUAAACAAAUUCAAUGAUGAAUUAAAGAAACCAUUCAAUGAUUCAUUCUCAGUUGAUUUAUCUAAUUUACCAUAUCCUCCUGGUUAUUCUAUUAUAAAACAAAAUGAUUCAAUGAUAAAUUGUGAAAAUCAAUAUAAGGAGUUAAAUGAAAUUGAACAGGAAAAUUCAAAGGAACCAAGAAUGACAAAAAAAUUUUUAAAACAACAUUGUGCAAAGAAUAAAUUAUAUCAAACACCACAAUUAAACGAUAUACUUUAUCUACAUUAUAAUGGAUUUUCCAAAAUUGAAAAUCUUGAAGAAUAUACAAAUUUAAAAUGUUUAUUCUUAGAAGUCAAUGGUCUAUUGAAAAUAGAUGGAUUACAUAAUCAAACUGAAUUACGUUCAUUAUAUUUAGCCAAAAAUUUAAUACGUUCUAUUGAAAAUUUAGAUCAUAUGAAAUAUUUAGAUACAUUAGAUGUUAGCUAUAAUAUGAUUAGUAAAAUUGAAAAUCUUGAUUUACUGCCAAAUUUUACAAAAUUAAUUAUAUCCCAUAAUAAAUUAACCGAAAUUAAUGAUUUAAUUCAUUUAAUUAAAUGUGAACAAUUAUCUGUACUUGAUAUACAAUAUAAUUUUAUAAAAGAUCCUAAUGUUGUUGAAGAAGUAUUUGCUAAAUUACCAAAUUUAAGAGUUUUAUACAAUCAAGGAAAUCCAUUUAUUCGAGAAGUGAAGAAUUAUCGUAAGAAUAUUAUUAAUCAAUGUAAAAAUCUCACUUAUCUAGAUGAUCGUCCAGUUUUUCCAAUGGAUAGAGCAUGCGCUGAAGCAUUUUACUCGGGCGGAAUUGAAAAAGAACGUGAAAUUAGACAACAAUGGAUUGAUGCAGAACAAAAAAAGAUUUUGGAUAGUGUUAAAUGGUUAUCCAAUAAGCGUCAAGUCAUUGAAGCAACACAUCAUAAGACUGAAUUAAAUAAACAAGCUGAAGGAGCUGAUUUAUCAACUGACGACAUACAUGUUACACCAGGUGAUGUUGACUGGUUAUAUGGAAAUGUAGAUAGUGCAAAAAAUGAAAGUGAUUCAGAUCAAGAACUUGAAGAAACAAAUAAUGAUGUAGAAACCUAUACUGUAUCUUCAUCAAAUGCAAGAGAUGAAGAACUUGAUACUAUGACAGAUUGUGAACCAUUGAACACCCAAAUAUCUGAAGAAUUCUAUUCAUCAGAGAUGGUUAACUUAAAAGCUGAUAACACAGAGUUGAAUAGUUCACUGAAAAAGAAUGACGAAGAGUUAUUUUUUGAUAAUAAUACUGUUAUAAGUGAACAGAAGAACAAUUCUAAUGAAGAUGAAAUUGAAUCCAUUUCAGUGAAUGAAGAAAUAUCUUUAGUCAAAGUUAACGAAAAUAUUAAUAAUUCAAUAUUCAGUCAUUUAAAUAAUGAUAAUAAUGUCAGUGAUCAUAAUGGUAUGAAUAGAAGCAAUUUAUUAUCAUUCUUAAAUAUUACAGGUAAUUGUAAUGAUGAUGAAGUGUCUGAUCAAGAGAUUGAAAAUGAUUGCACAGAAAGUAAUGAACUAGAUGAUUUAACUGUUAAAACAAGAAAUAUGAAAACGUUUAAGAAUUUUAUAACAACAAUUGAUUAUAGUGAUCAACUUGAUGAAACUAUCGUAUUAAGUGACGAAACACCUAAAGAAAAUCCAUCUCAUAUUCCAAAAUCUGCAUUCAUUGAAGAAUUAUGUAAUGAAGCUUAUAAUCCAAAUAAUACAUUUUGUAUGAAUACAGCAUUAGAUAAACAAGAAAACUUUAUGAAUUUCGAUAAAACAAAUGAUCAAAAUGUUAUUGAAAUAUAUGAAGAACAGGAUAAUACAAACGAAUUAUAAACAGGGAUGUGAAUAAUAAUGUUUGCUCAACAUUCUAUUAUGCCAUAAUGAUGAUGACGAUGAUACUGAUGAGAAAAUCAACCGGUGUUGAUAAUACAGUUAUGAUAUUCUGAUUAAAUUAUCAAGAACGAUGUUAAAUCAAUUAUUUAUGUAAUAAAAUUAAUUCACUG